AUUCAUAUUCCGAUAAAAGGACUGAUUGCAAACGUUAUCAAACAUAUUUUCAACAUAAAUACCACCAGGUUCAUAACAACGAUGAAAGAGAUUAAGUAAGCUUACUAUAGGAGAAAAUAGUGGCAUGGAUUAUCAAGACGACAGUGAUUUAGAGGGCAGUAGCCCCAGUGCUGAGGAUAUGAAACAAAUGAUGAUUGAAAAAGCUCACGAACUAUUCAGUAUCUGUGAUGUUGAAGAAAAAGGUUUUAUUACCAAACGAGAUAUGCAACGUUUGCAGAAAGAACUUCCGCUAAAUCCCGAACAAUUGGAGGCUGUUUUCGACUCUUUGGAUGAUGACAAAAACAACUUUCUAACUUUAGAGGAAUUUACGGAGGGUUUCGGAAGUUUUUUGGGAAUGCCAAUGAAUAAUGAAAAGAAGAAUUUAUCACGUUCUGGGACUGUUACUGAAGCUAUGCCGGAGAAGGUUUAUGAAGAUGAAACUGACAAUCUCAACGAUGAGGAACAAUUUUCAGACUUAUUGCAAAAUAUGGGUGCAAAUUGUGUUGUGGAAGAUUUCGAUACUGUUAGAAAUUUAUGGAUGAACUUGAAAAAGGAAGCUCCAGAAUUGUGCGUUAAUUUUGAAGAUUUUCUUUAUAGAAUGUCUAAUCAAAUGAAACAGAAAGUUAAUGAUUAUCAAAAUUUGGAGAAUAUUCUCCGAACUAAAUCUACUGCACAUGACGAAGAGGUAAGGCGAUUAUACGAAGAGAUGGAAAAUCAGAUUAAAACUGAAAGAGAAAGGAUUUUAAAAGAGGAAAAACUAAAAGAAAAGCAGGUUAGAGAUGAAAUGGAAAAUGAAAUUUUGGAAAAAGAUCGUCAGUUACAAGAUCUAUUGCUCAAGCACUCAGAGAUGCAAGAUCGUUUGCAGGUGCUAAAUAACGAAGACCUUGAAACGAAACAAGAAAAUGAAAAGUUACUACAGGAGAAAGAAGAGCUGGAAGAAAAGCUUAUUAUCUCGGACGAGCAACUAGAAGAAAGCCGUUCCUACAUAAAUCAAUUGCGAUCGCAGCAACGAAAAGAAAAACAAGAAAGAGCAAUGGCUGCAUUACAAAUUAGUGAGGGAAUAGCAUUGGAGAGGGAAAGUUUAGUUAAACAACUAGACCUUUUAAGGGAUAUGAAUAGGAAAUUAAGGGACAAUCAAGACGAAGAGGCACUUAGACGGGCAGGCGGUGAGAGACUAAUUUACCAAAGAAGUGAAGGAAUGGAAAUGGAUCCCGAUGUAGCUAGACAAAACGGUUCGUCUCCUUAUCAAAACUUGAGCGGAAAUGAGGAGGAGCCUACUGAUUCUCAGUCGUCGGCUGCCACCAAUAGAAAAGCCUUCCGGCAAAAGAGACAAGGCUCGGUUCUAUCCAAUUACUUUGAAGCACCCAGCCUGCAUUCCAAACUUGGAAGUUGUUUCGAGUCGGACGAGGAAGUUGAAUGCGACGAACUACCCUACGAUCAUUCAUUGUCUCAAAUUUCCGAAGCAUCUUCUGGCGGUCGAAACUUAGUCAGUUCGGCUCCGAUAUCUGAAAGAGGUCAACCAAUAGGAGCUUACUCUACAGUUGAAAAUCAAGAGAGAUUACAAUCUGGUGAAUCAAUGGCUGCUGUAUCAAAUAUUAACGAACCGGAAAGAGUAUUUAAAGUUGUAUUCGUGGGUGAUUCUGGCGUUGGUAAAAGUAGCUUUAUACAUCGUUAUUGUCAAGGCGUUUUCAAAGACUCAUUUAGCGCAACCAUAGGUGUAGACUUUAGAGUCAAACAACUCUAUGUGGAUGGGCAUCCUGUCGUUUUACAACUAUGGGAUACCGCUGGACAGGAAAGAUAUCGUUCCAUAACAAAACAAUAUUUUAGGAAGGCGGAUGGAGUUCUCGUUAUGUUCGAUAUUAUGAACGAAUCCAGUUUUUUGAAUAUAAGAAACUGGAUGGAGAGUGUAAAAGAUGGGGCGGAUGAAGCUGCAGUUAUUGUUCUAGUCGGAAAUAAGUUGGAUUUAGUUGAAAGUGAAACAACUAAAGUAGUCCAGUAUAAGGAAGGUUCUCGUGUUGCCGAAGAAUAUGAUGCUCUAUUUUACGAAACGAGCGCAAAGUCAGGGGAGAGCAUAAACGAUACAUUUGUUGGAAUGGCAAGACUGCUAUUGGAGAGAGAAGAUAAACAAAUAGAAAAGGCUUUAGAUCUCAGUGGAAGCAUGCAGAAAAAUAAGGGAUGCUGUGGAGCUACUAAAUAA
Messenger RNA from Dimorphilus gyrociliatus, 2236 nucleotides. NCBI's taxonomy places the organism in Eukaryota, Metazoa, Annelida, Polychaeta, Dinophilidae. The record is from the annotation of a GenBank genome assembly.